Messenger RNA from Sceloporus undulatus (fence lizard), 3046 nucleotides. RefSeq names its product leucine rich repeat and fibronectin type III domain containing 4 (gene LRFN4). The record is from RefSeq and is a predicted model, not a curated record. Gene Ontology annotation, molecular function: protein binding. NCBI's taxonomy places the organism in Eukaryota, Metazoa, Chordata, Lepidosauria, Squamata, Phrynosomatidae.
ACCUGCCUGUGAGCUAAAUGGAUCUGCAGGGGUCAGUAAGCGUGGCAGAUGCUGUUUAAAGUGGAAGAAAGUUAUUGAAACAAUAUGUGUGUGUGUGAGAGAGAUUGAGAGAAGGGCCAGGAUCCAGUGGACUCCCCUUCGCCACCUGCAAAGUUACUCCCCUCUGUCUCUAAUGGAGCUGGCUCUGCCCCGUUUGCCAGGUCUCCCCCACUUCCUCAUGCUCUUCCUCUUCCUCUCUGCAGGGCCGGUCACCUGGAGCCACCCGCAAGGAGGGCGCCUAACAUGGGCCAGCUGCCAGCGCCGCUGCCCCUCGUGCCCCUGUUCCUGCCGGCACUGCUGCUGCUACUGGGGCCCCAGUCCCACUGCCAGCCCCCCGUGGAGGCCUGCCCCUUCCACUGCGUCUGCCAGAACCUCUCUGAGUCUCUCAGCACCCUCUGCGCCCACAAGGGCCUCCUCUUUGUCCCGCCCAACAUUGACUGCCGGACGGUGGAGCUGCGCCUGGCCGACAACUUCAUCCAGGUGGUGGAGCCGCCGGACUUCCUGAACAUGUCGGGGCUGGUGGACCUGACCCUGUCGCGCAACACCAUCGACACCAUCCGGCCCUUCGCCUUCGGGGACUUGGAGAGCCUACGCUCGCUCCACCUGGAUGGCAACCGGCUGACCGGCAUCCCUGAGGAGGCCCUGCGGGGGCUGCUCAACCUCCAGCACCUCAUCCUCAACAACAACCAGCUGGCAGAGGUCUCGGUGGGCGCCUUCGACGACUUCGUGCUGACACUGGAAGACCUGGACCUCUCCUACAACAACCUCCGCCGGGCCCCCUGGGACGGCAUCCGGGGGAUGCUCAGCCUUCACACCCUCAACCUGGACCACAACCUGAUUGACACCCUCCCUGAGGGGGCCUUUGCCGAGCUCUACAAGCUCUCCCGGCUGGACAUGACCUCCAACCGACUCCAAACGCUGCCCCCCGACCCGCUCUUUGCCCGUGCCCAGCCGGGGGUGGUCAGCCCCACCCCCUACGCCCCCACUGUCUCCCUCGGCUUUGGGGGAAAUCCCCUGCACUGUAACUGCGAGCUGCUCUGGCUGCGGCGCUUGGGCCACCAGGACGACCUGGAGACCUGCGCAUCCCCGCCCCAUGUGGCUGGGCGCUACUUCUGGGCGGUGCCCGAGGAGGAGUUUGCCUGCGAGCCGCCGCUCAUCACCCGCCACACUCACAAGCUCUGGGUGCUGGAGGGCCAGCGGGCCACCCUGCGUUGCCGGGCCAUCGGAGACCCUGAGCCAGUGGUCCAUUGGGUUUCCCCCGACGACAAAAUCGUGGCCAAUUCCUCCCGGACGGCCUCCUUCCGCAACGGUACACUGGACAUUCUAGUAACCGCUCUCCGGGAUGACGGGGCCUACACCUGCAUCGCUAUCAAUGCCGCUGGGGAAUCUACGGCCACCGUCGACCUCCAGAUCAUCCCUCUGCCGCACCGGGGCAAUGGCAGCGCCCCUGCCCCACAACCAGACCCGGGGUCCUCUGACAUUGCCACUUCUGCCAAGACCUCCGCGGUCAAUGGGACAAGCGAAGGGGGCACCAGUGCCGUGAGGAGGACGGUGGAGAUCUCUGAGGUGACGGCCACCUCGGCCCUGGUCCGCUGGGUAGCGGACCAGUCCUCGGCCUACACGGCCUGGAUGUACCAGAUCCAGUACAACUCGACUGUGGAUGACGCGCUCAUCUACAGGAUCAUCCCAGCCAGCGGCCGGCAUUUCCUCCUCCGGCACUUAGUGCCCGGCGUGGACUACGACCUCUGCAUCUUGGCCAUCUUCGACGAUGCAGCCACAGCAUUGGCGGCCACACACCUGCUGGGCUGUGCCCAGUUUGCCACGCAGGAGGCCUACCCGGACUGCCGCUCGCUGCACGCUCACUUCCUAGGGGGCACCCUGACGGUGAUUGUGGGGGGUGUGGUGGUGGUCACCCUGCUGGUCUUCACCGUAGUCAUGAUGGUCAGGUACAAGGUCUGCGGGAGCGCCCGAGCAUCUGCUCUGCCCAAGGUCACCCACGUCCACUCCCAGACCAACGGCGGACACCCCAAUGGUGGCCUCCUUCUGCUGCCUCCUCAGCGGACACCCCCCAAGGAGUGGGGCCCCAAGCGCCAGCGGCAAGGAAGGGCCCGGGCCCGGCCGGAAGGGAGGACGGGGGCCUGGUGCCCUCUCCCUGCCCCCAGUGCUAAGACCAAGCGCAGCUGCUCCCUGGACAUGGGCGAGGGCCCCCCUGCUUCAUCCCGCGGGUGCCACAGCUACGCCAAGCGCCUGAGCUUCGUCUGGAGCAAGCGCAGCCAGUCCGUCCAUGGCAUGCUGGGUCGUGGGGGCUUCCCGGAAGAAGAGCUGGAGGGAGACCCGGCGCCAGCCCCAGUGGCAGCAAAGAGGAUCGGGCCCCUCCUCAGCGCAGACGACUUGGAGGAGAGUGUGGUAUAGCCCUCAGCCAGGCUCCCUGGGAGCAGGGAGAAAUGCGUGCCCAGACUGGUGCCUGUGGGCCAGGAUGAGGGCCCCUGGCAGGAAGAAGAGUAAAAAGAAAGAGAAGGAAGAGCACCUGCGCCUGAUUGUGAGGCUGUGGGAGCAGCAGAGCUGCUGCCCACCUGGAAGAGGAGAUGCCGAUAGUCAGGGGGUGCAAAAGCAGGAGCCCCUUGCCCACUUUGGCCACCAGGCCCUGGGCUGAUCACUUUUGACCCGGUCAGAAAAGACGGGGGGACUGAGGGGCAGCCCCCGCCCUCCAAGAAGUCUCUGUGACUCUAGGGAAGGGGAAAGGAGGUCUUUGCCUUUUCUAAAAAUGGUUUGCCAAAAAACAACAACAAUCGAAAGGGAGUGGAGGGGGAAAGUGCUGCUCCAUACUCUUCUCAAAAGCAGGAGGGGAAAGGGGGAAAGGACAUCCAUGGAUGGACAGAUGGACAGAGUCUGGUGUGUAGACUGUACUGAAAUGGGGGGAGGGAAGUGGGGGAGGAGGGGGAUCCCUCCCCAGGCAAAAACCCAAACCCUGUACCAAGGAAAUCUGGAAUUUUGUGAUCUGUAUAAA